This is a messenger RNA of Pocillopora verrucosa, 5507 nucleotides long. RefSeq lists its product as uncharacterized. The record is from RefSeq and is a predicted model, not a curated record. Lineage: Eukaryota; Metazoa; Cnidaria; Anthozoa; Scleractinia; Pocilloporidae. Gene Ontology annotation, molecular function: oxidoreductase activity; phosphopantetheine binding.
AUAUCCUGUCGGAAUGAAGGAUCACGUCUGACUGCCUUUUUUAGUUUCGCGCUAACAGUAACAGUGUGUGAAACGAAUCAAAACCAUGGAAUACGAAACGGAAGGUUGUCUUCAUGAGAUUUUUGUGCGCCAGAUGAAAAUAACUCAACAGACCGCAACAGCUGUUGUGUCGGAUGAUGGACGAUCACUGUCCUUCUCAGAGCUGGACCAUCUUACGGAUGUCUUGGCGACAAAUCUCAGACACAAAGGGGUCGAAAGAAAUGGCGCCGUUGGUAUAUUUCUUGAGAGAUCGCUGGAAUACCCUUUGGCCUACCUCGCGAUUUUGAAAGCCGGCGGGGCUUAUCUGCCCUUGGAACUUUCUUAUCCCAAAACUUUGCUUUGUUCGAUUCUGGAGGAUGCGAAACCCGUCGCAGUGAUUACGGACGCAAGUUUAAAACAGAGAUUACCAAGCUCCCUUGAGGUGAUCGUAUUGAACGAGGGCUGGGAAGAGAAACUUCAAGAGGAAAAUUCUUCGAAGCCGCAUCUGAAGGAAGUGGCAAGUACGAUUGAUGAUUUAGCAUACAUUGUUUAUUCUUCAGGAACUACUGGCAAACCUAAAGGGAUAUGUUGCCCUCAUCGUGGUGCAGUGUUCUCUUAUACUUGGAGAUUUCAGAAUUUUCCCUUCGAGUCAGAUGACCGUGUGGCUUGCAAUGUUUUCUUUGUGUGGGAGCUGUUGCGUCCUCUUCUGAAGGGAAUACCCCUUUAUAUCAUUCCUGACUCAAUCAUUUACGAUCCGUAUCUUUUGCUGAAGUUUUUGAAGAAGAAUGGAAUAACAAGAGUCCUCUUCACUCCUUCACUUCUUGAGACGCUUUUAACUUGUGAAGAUGGUGAUCUACCUGGUCAUUUGUCCUCUCUGAGAAUCAUCUGGCUGUGUGGAGAGGUGGUGACAACAGCUCUCCGUGACAGGUGCAUGAGGAUGUUACCGAGGAUAAAGCUGUUGAAUCUGUACAGUGUCUCGGAAUGCCAUGACGUGGCUACUGCAGAUCUGACCAAUAUGCCUUUUCAAAGUGAACUUUCAGAUUCUGAUGAUAACAAAAGGAAGUUUUGCCCUGUUGGAAAACUGUUACCAGGAGUAUAUGUGGCAAUCAUGGACGAGAAUUUAAAACCACUUCCAGUUGGUCUAUCAGGAGAGAUAUUUGUUGGCGGGCCCACACUAGCUCAGGGCUACCUGAACAGACCAGAAUUAAAUGCAUCCAGAUUUGUAGAGCGUCCAGCUGAAGUGCCAGAAGCUGCUGGUCCGCGGCUGUACAGGACUGGUGACUGGGGAUACCUGCUGUCAUCCGGAUUGUUAGAGAUUUGUGGCAGAUGUGAUUCAAUGGUAAAAAUCAGAGGAUACAGUAUUGAAAUACAGGCUGUUGAAGCUGCCCUGUUGCAGCUACCCAUGGUUAAUGCAUGCUCUGUGCUAGCCCACGGAGACGAAGGAGAAGAUAAAUACCUGGCAGCUUAUGUUGUUCCAGAAGGGAAGGCUAACAAGAAAGACAUCAGAGCUGCUCUGAAGACAAGGCUUCCAUUCUACAUGAUACCAUCACAUUUUGUUCUUCUUGCCAGUAUUCCUGUGACACCUGCUGGCAAGCUUGACAAAAACAGACUACCUCCCAUUGGCUCAUCUGGAACUGAAGAGGAAAGUUUGCCCAGCACUCCAACAGAACACGGUCUUGCUAAGCUUUGGUGUGAAUUAUUGAACCUACCCAACAUUGAUGUACAAGAGGGUUUCUUUGAUUUAGGAGGACAUUCGCUUUUAGUGACACAAUUGCUGGUAAAAGUGAAUAACAAGUUUGGUGUCAACCUGACGGUGCAUGACCUGUUCAAUUGCCCCACAGUGGCAGACAUGGCCAAGACGAUUGAUCAGCUGAAGAUCAACAACAUUAGAAAGGAUAAAUCCGAGGGCGAGAUUGACCUUCUGGAGGAAGUUAAUUACCAUUCAGCCGCUGAGGGAUUUAUGAAUAUGGACAUCAUGUUGAGAGCUUUUUGGCGGUCUGGAAACUUCAAGAACUUGCGUCGCUGGAACAGGGGACGUGUUCUUUUGACAGGCGCUACUGGAUUUUUGGGAGUAUUCUUGCUUAGGGAUCUCAUCAGGUUGACGAAGGUUCACAUUUUCUGUGUUGUGCGUGAACAACCUGGUGGUGUGGAUGGGAAGGAAAGGCUGAAGAGAGCUCUGCAGAGCUUCAAGAUAUUGCCGCAAACAAACGACCGUCAGCAAAUGACUGAAGAGGAGCGAUACGUAGACUAUGGCUUUGAGCACAGAGUUAGUUUCGUGAAAGGUGAUGUCUCGCUGAUAAAACUAGGAAUGAGUGAGGAAGAGUAUUUGCACUUGUCAUCAGAGAUUGACUUCAUUAUUCAUGCUGCUGCAGCAGUGAACAUGGUCUAUCCUUAUCAGGCUUUGCGGGGAGCAAAUGUUCAAGGAACCCAAAAUGUCCUUCUCUUUGCUUGUACCAGUAAAAUUAAACCUCUUCAUUAUAUCAGCACGGAUGCUGUUUUUCCGCAUGGAUUGUCCAACUGUUCUGAAGAUGCAGAUAUGAUGCAAUAUGCAUCGCAACUUGAGGAUGGGUACUCUCAAUCCAAAUGGGUCGCAGAACAGCUUGUGUUGAGGGCCAGAACCCAAGGCCUACCUGUAGUCAUAUACAGAUUAGGAAAUCUUGCAGGCGACCAGAAGAACUUUCAGUGGAAUCCACUUGAUUUUACACUGUUAGUUUUCAAAGGAGUUACUGAAACAUUAACUGCGCCCAUUGUUGACUGGCAAGUAGAAAUGAAUCCUGUAGAUUUUGCCAGCGAAAUGAUAGUCAAAAUGACCCAGGAAAUGUCUACGACACUGGGAAAAGUUUAUCAUAUCGUGAAUCCACAGCCCUUGAAUGCAAAAUGGUUGUUCGAGUGGAUGCGUACUUUUGGAUAUCCUUUGGAGAUGGUCUCCUUUCCGGAGUGGCGUAAGGCAAUUGAAACUUACUCCACUGGGAACCCGAAAAGUGGACUUGCUCCUCUGCAGCGCCUUCUCGAUAUCUGGAUGACAGACUCGUCCUUUCUGUCAAACUUAAGCACUUACACUACGACAAAUUUUAAAGGAGUUAUGGAGCGGUUUAAAGUGGGGUUCCCUGUCUUCAAUGGCGAACUUUUGUCAAGUUACUUUUCCUCUUUGGCCGCCCAAUGUGUUCUGCCGAGAAUCAAGAUCAGGUUAAAAGGUCCAAGGCCUCUUCAAGAUAAGGUUGUCAUAGUGACAGGAGCGUCCAGUGGAAUUGGUGAAGCAGUAUCUAGAGCUCUUGCAGAAAAUGGCGCCAAAGUUGCUUUAGCUGCCAGGCGGAAAGAAAGGUUGGACAAAAUCAGAGAUGAUAUUACGGAAUUAGGAGACGUGGCAAUUUCAGUGGAAACCGAUGUGAUCACCAUUGAACAGGUCGUUGACCUAGUGUCGCAUACAAAAGACACACUAGGACCUGUGGACAUCUUAAUAAACUGUGCUGGUCUUGGAUUCUACACCACAAUGAAGAAUUGUAAUCUUGAAGAGUGGGAGAAAAUGGUUGAUGUCAACUGCAAAGGUGUGAUGAACUGCAUCGGUGCUGUUCUUCCAGGAAUGCUGGAAAGAAAGCGGGGGCACAUCGUUAACAUCUCAUCAAACGCCGGCCGAAAGGCUUUUCCUGGAUUAGCAGUGUACGCUGCCACGAAGUUCUUUGUUGAAGCUUUGACUCAGAGCUUGAGGCUGGAGACGGUCGGAAGUGGAGUGAAGGUCACGUCCAUUCAACCAGGUGAUGUAGCCACCGAGUUUGGUUUCCAAAGCUCAGAUGAGGAGGCUCGGGAAAAAUACGAAGUUAGCGACGAUGUAAAAAGACUUGACCCUUGCGAUGUCGCGAAUGCUGUUAUCUAUGCCGUCACACAACCCGCUCACUGCUCUGUAAACGAAAUCCUAGUGGAACCCACAGACGCCCCUUGCUGAAGAAGUCAUCGAUCGCAAAUCACAUUCAGUGUCUAAGGGUCGGGUUAACUUCAAGGGCGCUUACCAUUGGCUAGUAUCGGUCGGCCAGACGAACUCAUUAAUCGGAACUGUCCGGCUAUUUAAUCCUUAUAGUCACAGUUUAGUCAAUGCCAAAUUAUUUUCCAUGUCAAAAUUCACCCUUUCACUUCCAUGAGUGACUAAAAAGUAAUUUCUCCCAACAAUAUUCCCAACGACAAUUUCUGAGAAAAAAAUAUAAGCAUCAUUCUCGGGAUAUAGUUUGAUUCAAGACCAGAUUCACAGAGCUUACAUUAAGAAGAUUUAGGAGAAACAGUUAGGAGAAUUCAAACCUGAAAUAUUGGGCGGGAAAGGGUUUAAACAAUAGAAAUCUGAAGUAGCGCCUCCUCAGUUUUUCGAUUGAUUCGUCUGACCGAAUAAUUCACCGAGACUAAUGAUAAGUGUCCUUUUAAAUCGUUCUGUGUGUAUGUGUUUCUUCAUUCGACCAAAGUUGCCUACCAUAUAUUGUCUAGCGUUAGAAUUCUAUGUUCUUCGUUCGUCAAAAGUGAAUAUUCCUUCUCUUCAAUGUCAUUCACAAAACGUUUUUUGCGUGUUCUUGAUGACAUUUGCUUCUUCGGCAUUCUAUCAUAGUUUUCAGAGCCCCUAUGAUACUUUUUUCAACUCCUAAACCAAAGUUUUCUUUCUCUGCACUAGAUGCUCGUUGAGUAAACUUAUGAUAUGCAAGCAUAUUUCAGAAUACCAGAAAACUUGUCACUACUGUAGAAUCUAGAAACAAUAUAACCCUUUUUUUUGUAAUAUUUCAAUGUUGCUGUUGGUUUGGUUUUACCAUAUAGUGUCGCUGCGACCAAAUCACUUAAAAGUCAAAUUGAAGGCUAACGCCUUUUCAGAAAAGACAGUAACUCACUGGAGUUAAAAUAAAUUGCGUAAGUUUUUAGACAUUUAGUUUUGACCUUUUUAAUGACAUCUCUAGCUUUGGUGAAAUUAUGUUUGUUUAGGCAAAAGUUGAAUGAAUGCAAUGCUGAUCGUUUUUAAACAUUGCCAUUACUUGUCACACUCCGUCAUCUUUUUGGUAAGAAAUAAGUGCAAGGCUAUGGUAGUUUCUGAAUUGAUAUCACAACUGCAUACAACGUCACCAAUGUUUGAGGGAAUCAGUUUAAGUGAAAAUAACGAAAAUAUAUACUGCUUGAAUUUCUCCUUAUCGUACUUAGGUUUUUACCUCUGGGGUCAUUUAAAUUGUUAGGGAAAGCGUUCUAAAAAAGCCGUAAUCUUACCACAACAGAUUUUACCUUAUUUGAAUAAACAAGACAUUAAGUGUAUUCAAAAGGAAAUUGUUCGUUUGGAAUGUCUCUCUAGUCUUCUUUUAUUCUAGAGGGCUCUUCUGACGCAGCCGCGUAAAAAGGUUUCAGCAUAAACAUGAAAUCUAGCUGAGGGUUCUUACUAUCCUUUAACCCCUAAGAGUGACAAGCUGUCUAAUUUUUCCUUACAUUACAACUCGUGAAUCAAAUAUUGAGGUUUUGAGAAUAAAGGAAAUGAU